AAACUGUCAUCAAUCUUUUCUAUCAUUAAAACCACCCGUUAAACCUCUAAAAAUUCUCGGUUUUCACAUAUUUCAGUCAAAACCCCCAAACUCGAGCGAGCUAAUUCAGCCAUGGACAAACCUUCCAGUUCAAGACCACCUUUACCAGCCACCGACUACGACCAAGACGAAGACGCGAUUUUAUCGAAUUCAGAAUUCUUGACUCGGGAUGAAGUUCUAAAACGGCGAGUGCGUCGACUGAGACGACUCUCCAAGUUUUACCGAGAUUGUUACUGGUUGUUAAUGGAGGAUGUGAGGAUAAAACAUCGGGAGUAUGUCUGGAAGUAUGGAAAGAGUCCUUGCAUAGAAGAAAAUGGUGAUGUUAUUGUUGUAAAGAGAGAGAAUGGCGAUAUUGGUGAUGAAGUUCUUGAUAAUAAUGUUGACAAUGGUGAUAAGUUAGGGUUAGGGUCGGAUGUAAAUUUCAAGAGGUGUGCGUUUUCGGCGUGUUCAGCGAAAGCUAUGGCGUUAACGAACUAUUGUGUUGCUCAUAUUGUGAUGGAUACCAAACAAGUGCUCUACAAACGCUGCAAAUCUCCGCAGACGGUUUUGAAGAGCUACCGAGCACCAGUUAAUGGGCAAUUCAGUCCGCCUCUUAUGUGUAGCAGCACGGUAUUGAAAUCCGACUCUCCAUAUCUCUGCAAUAAACAUGCGGAAGACACUAGGAAGCAUAUCUCCGCAUCUUUGAAGAAGAGCGGUGCUCCUGCUACCAUAUCUGCAAGGCUUGCUUCCAAGUUCCAAUUCCACCUUGUGAUAAAAGAGUAUGUCAACCAUAUUCAAUCUAAAAGAAGAGCCAAUGCAAAUGGUAAUGACCGUGUUUGAAUACCUCUACAUUUUAUUCUUAUCGACGUUUAUAUAUCUAACCGAGCAAGACUUACAUCGUGAUCAAGUAAAUAUGAGGCUUUCCACAGCACCCGAAAGAAACUUUGCUGGCUUUUCGUGAAUCUACCGUGUUGAUCUAAUGUGUAUGAUUCUUUCCCCCCUUCUUUUUUAUCUUCUGUGUUCCGUUGUGGAAAAAUGACCUACUGGCCAGUGACUGAACCUGAUAACAGUCGAAGUACUGACUAAUGAUCUGUCUAAAAAAAAUGGUGAUGUUUUUGAGUACAUAAAAUUGUUGUACAGGACAACGAUUUUGCACGUUCUCAGCUAAGGCUGAAUGUUUUUAUUCUUCGUUUAUAAUAAUUGUUUGAUAUUUUUCGAUAUCGUUCUUGACUCGUGAGUUACAUAUUCAACUUUACAGAAGAUCAGGGAUGGUUCUGGGCACGUGUAAGGUGUCUGACUUUAUUAGACUUCUAAAGUAUUUCUUUUUCUACUUGCUUUAUAGACCUCUAAAUUUAAAAAUAUAAAGGAAAAGAAUAAACGGAGCCUUAAAAGUUACUAUUUUUGCUCCGGCCCGGCGGAAGAUAUACAGUGAAGUUUGAUGGUGAGAGAUCGUAAAUGUGCAACAUAAAAAACUAACUAAACCAGUCCCCAGAAAAUAAUAGAAAAGGCACAGGCAAGAAAAGGUUUUGUUAAGCAUAUUUUUAUAUAUAAGCUUAUCGGAGGAAAAAUUUUACA
Messenger RNA from Amaranthus tricolor (Joseph's coat), 1593 nucleotides. RefSeq lists its product as uncharacterized. Gene Ontology annotation, cellular component: NSL complex. Lineage: Eukaryota; Viridiplantae; Streptophyta; Magnoliopsida; Caryophyllales; Amaranthaceae. The coding region runs from base 112 to 858 and encodes 248 amino acids. The record is from RefSeq and is a predicted model, not a curated record. The transcript is spliced from 2 exons.